This is a messenger RNA of Branchiostoma belcheri (Belcher's lancelet), 2450 nucleotides long. Its product is annotated as zinc finger protein OZF-like. NCBI's taxonomy places the organism in Eukaryota, Metazoa, Chordata, Leptocardii, Amphioxiformes, Branchiostomatidae. Gene Ontology annotation, biological process: regulation of DNA-templated transcription. The transcript has 2 exons. Gene Ontology annotation, molecular function: DNA-binding transcription factor activity, RNA polymerase II-specific; RNA polymerase II cis-regulatory region sequence-specific DNA binding. The record is from RefSeq and is a predicted model, not a curated record. Bases 259 to 1800 code for a protein of 513 amino acids.
UUGUUUUACUCUUGCUGUCUUACAUACCGCUUACAAAUCAUAGUCAUUGAUAUGUUGCCUUCCACGCUUCCGUUCGAAAUACCCUUCGUCACACAGCGUUAUUAUAUGGGUCAUCAGGAAUUACAGAGAGGUGACCUUUAACCUAUUUGACCUUUUGACGCGGUAAGGCUGGUACCGCUGAUCUUGAGGAAAUCCGGUCUCCUUGUUCUCUGGGCUUGGACUUUUGGACAAAGGGGAAUUUCACAAAGCCUGGGAACGAUGUCAGAGAAGUCAUGUCGUGGGGAGAGCAGUCGUGACCAACAGAUGAUGGAGGCAGACAGAAAUCAACUUCAAGAGGGAGGAGAGAAGCACAACUGCCUAGAAACAGACUGUGGAGAGAUGAAACAAGAACAGGUCAUCAAGACUGAAACUGAUGAGAGGCUACAGAAGUUCAUGUACCAGGAAAUUGAAGGAUCGGUGCCAAAGAUAGACCGUCUCCCGACGACACAUUCCAAAGAUGGCGAAAAACCACGAGGUAAGAGACACCGCUGUCCGCAGUGUGGCUAUGAAACAGACGCAAAGUCUGCCAUGACAAAGCACCUCAGAACUCACACCGGUGAGAGACCGCACCGCUGCCAGAACUGUGAAUACACCGCUGUGCAGUCGCAGAGUCUGAAGCGCCACGUCAUGGCAAAACACUCCGGUGUGAGACCGUUCGUGUGUGGGCACUGCGGGUACUCGACCGCAGACAAGUACGUCCUCCUCAAGCACAUCAGGACGAUUCACGGCGGAGAGAAGCCGUAUAAAUGCGCGGUCUGCGAUUACUCCGCCUCAAAGAAGUGCAACCUGGAGGGCCACAUCAUGGCCAAACACAGCAACCACAGGCCCCACAAAUGCACCGAGUGCGACUUCUCCUCGGUCAGCAAAAAGAAUCUCAAAUUUCACAUGGCCACCCAUACUGGGGACAAGCCGUACAAGUGUGAGGUUUGCAACUAUUCUACUGCUCAGAAGCAUCACCUGAAGCAACACAUGGCCACGCACACUGGUGAGAAGCCUUACAAGUGUAACAUUUGCGACUACUCUGCUGCAGAGAAGUGCAACCUAAACAGGCACAUGUCUAAACACACCGGGGAUAAGCCAUUCAAGUGUAACCUAUGCGAUUAUGCCUCGUCACAGAAGUCUCACUUGAAGCUGCACAUGUCUAAACACACUGGCGUGAAACCAUACAAAUGUGAACUAUGUGAUUAUUCUGCAGCAGUGAAGUCGAGUGUAAAACAGCACAUGACUACGCACACUGGUGAAAAGGCUUACAAAUGCGGCCUGUGUGACUAUUCUGCUGCACAGAUGCCUCAUUUAAAACUGCACAUGGUGCGACACACUGGCGAGAAACCCUUCAAAUGUCAGGUUUGCGAUUAUGCGACAGCGAUGAAGUCAGCCCUCAGACAGCACAUGUAUAAACACACGGGAGAGAAACCGUAUAAAUGUGGCAUCUGUGGUCACUCCGCCACGCGAAUGUGUCACUUGAAACGGCACAUGGCUAAGCACACUGGCGAGAAGCCGUACAAGUGUGGCUUGUGUGAUUUUGCCGCCGUGGCAAUGUCUGACCUGAACCAGCAUACUAGGAUUAAGCACUCUGGUUUGAGGCCGUACAAAUGUGACAUCUGCGAUCACACAGCAACGAAAAUGUCUAAUCUAAAACGUCACAUGGAAAAGCACACUCGUGAAAAAAGAAAGAAAUGUAACAAUUCUUCCACAAAGUUGUCUAAUUUAAAGCAACACACCGUCACACAUACUGAACCAGAUAUACAGAAAGCACUUUGAUUACACAAAAAUAUUUUCUCAGCCAGGUCUGUUGCUACAAGCCAAUCACAAUGCUUCUCGGCAAUAGGCAGCAAGGUGAUUGGUCAGUGACUUUCCCUCCAUCAGGUGGGGGAUUGGCUGUUACACCUAGGCUGUCUAUUGGCAGGUGGUGGGCCAGGUAUGAGAGGAAGUGCAGAACUUAAAAACCCUUUUAAAAAUCUAACUUCUCAUUUAACAGAAAUAGACCAUUUAAGGUGACUUCACAUUGACGUUCUGAACAACGUGGUUCUGGGUAUAUUUGGUUUGUCAGUAGUUGUAUCAAAACUAAAAUUAUUUAGCAAUUUAACUCUUUCAACUGAUAUGUUUGAAGAAUUUUUAGUUGUUUAUAGUUGCACUAUGUUGUGGAAAUAUCCUCCAGUCAUGGUAGUUUAUUGAUAUUUUUUUAUUAAGAAUGUGUGUAAAUGAAUUUUUAGGGGUCACUGAAUUCUAUGUAACUUUUUGGACUUAUGAUCUCCUAUUUCACAAUGAAAUGUCGAUGCUUGAUGUAUAAUUUUCUACUUUUUCUUACAAUGAUUCUCAAAACUCAUCAAACACUAAACAGCCUAUAGAGUUAAAUGUGAAAGUGUUACAUCAUCUGGUUGUUUUAAUCCAUCGAACAUUACUGAUACAAA